Messenger RNA from Phyllostomus discolor (pale spear-nosed bat), 1474 nucleotides. RefSeq names its product leukocyte immunoglobulin-like receptor subfamily A member 6. Gene Ontology annotation, molecular function: inhibitory MHC class I receptor activity. Bases 98 to 1372 code for a protein of 424 amino acids. Gene Ontology annotation, biological process: cytokine-mediated signaling pathway. The transcript is spliced from 6 exons. Lineage: Eukaryota; Metazoa; Chordata; Mammalia; Chiroptera; Phyllostomidae. The record is from RefSeq and is a predicted model, not a curated record.
CUGCAGCCCCUGACUCACCACAUCCUGUGCAUCUCUGUCCUCCAGGCCCAGGGUCUUGCCCACCAGCAGAGCGGGAGCACUCAGAGCAGACGGCACCAUGUCCAUCCUCCCUGCUCUUCUCUGCCUUGGGCUGAGUCUUGGCCAGAAAACCCACCUGCAGGCAGGGAACGUCCUCAAGCCCACCAUAUGGGCUGAGCCAGGCUCUAUAGUCUCUUCAAGGAAAUCUGUGACAAUCUGGUGUCAGGGGACCAGGGAGGCCCAGGAGUAUCAUCUGUAUAAUGAAGAUAUGAAUACACCUUUUGACACACAGAAAGCAUUGGAACCCAGGGACAAAGCCAAGUUCUUCAGAGAACAAAUCAUUGCAGGAAGAUAUCAUUGUAAAUACCUCAGCCCCACUGGCUGGUCAGAGCCCAGUGACACCCUGGAGCUGGUGGCAACAGGAAUCUACUACAAACCCAGCCUCUCAGCCCUGCCCAGCCCUGUUGUGACCUCAGGAGGGACUGUGACCCUCCAGUGUGGCUCGUGGAAGAAGUUUGACAGGUUCAUUCUGACUAAGGAAGGAGAAAACAGGCUCUCCCAGACUUUGGACUCACAGCAACAUCCCAGUGGGCAGGUCCAGGCCCUGUUCCCUGUGGGCCCUGUGAUCCCCACCCACAGGUGGACAUUCAGAUGCUAUGGAUAUUUUAGGAAGUACCCCCAGGAAUGGUCUCACCCCAGUGACCCCCUGGAGCUCCUGGUCUCAGGUGGCUCAGGAAAGCCCUCCCUCCUGACCCAGCAGGGCCGCAUUGUGGCCUCUGGACAGAACCUGACCCUCCAGUGUCGCUCUGACUUCGCCUAUGACAGAUUUGUUCUGUCCAAGGAGGGGGCACAGGACCUCCCCCAGAGCACUGUCCUGCAGCCCCAGGCUGGGCUCUCUCAGGCCAACUUCCCCCUGGGUACUGUGAGCAGCUCCCACGGAGGCCAGUACAGGUGCUAUGGUGGACACAGGCUCUCCUCUGAGUGGUCAGGCCCCAGUGACCCCCUGGACAUCCUGGUGGCAGGAUGGCUCCCUGACAGACCCUUCCUCACUGUGCAGCCAGGCCCCAGAGUGACCUCAGGAGAGAACGUGACCCUGCUGUGUCAGUCACAGAGCCCGAGGGACACUUUCUUUCUGACCAAGGAGGGGGCAGCCCAUCCACCCCUGCAUCUCAGAUCACAGUCCCGAGCUCAGCAGCACCAGGCAGAGUUCUCCAUGGGUCCUGUGACCUCAGCCCAUGGGGGUACCUACAGGUGCUACAGUGCAAACCACAGCAGCCCCUACCUGUUGUCACAGCCCAGUGCCCCCCUGGAGCUUCUGGUCUCAGGUAAGGGACUCCUGACCCUGACUUUCUGAGCUGUUAGCUCAGGUCCUGGUCCCCAGAGGAAUAUGGGCUGAAAGGGGAGGGAGAGGGCUCUAAGGAUGGUGGCCCAGCAGAGAUCUGCCCCUCAGAGACCC